Microdochium trichocladiopsis is the source of this 2073-nucleotide messenger RNA. RefSeq lists its product as uncharacterized. The transcript is spliced from 3 exons. NCBI's taxonomy places the organism in Eukaryota, Fungi, Ascomycota, Sordariomycetes, Xylariales, Microdochiaceae. Bases 1 to 2073 code for a protein of 690 amino acids. The record is from RefSeq and is a predicted model, not a curated record.
AUGGGCGGCCAACAGCCAUACAUGUACGAUGCGGAGAAGCGCAAUUCGUCCCGCUUUCCUCAGUCAGACUUCGAUCCAAAGGCCUUCACCAGAGCCAGCUGGCAGCCGAAGCCUCAGAAACCCAAGCAUGAAGGGCCCCUCGUGUCCUUCAAUCGCCACCCCGACCUCCAUGAGGUCCCCCGGAGCAGGAUCACCUCGUAUCGGCCCAUGAGUGACACGUCAAAGUGGCUCAUCAAAUGGACAAGAUACCUACAGAUCGUCCUCCGGUCUCUCGAGCUCAUCGCUGGCCUUGGUCUCAUGGUCCUCAUGAUCCUCCUUACAAAAGUCGAGCUCAUGACGUCCUGGGUUAUGCGUAUCACUCCUGGUGUCGCUGCCGUCUGCUCCGCGUACGCCAUUUGGCACCAUGGCCGUCCUGCUAGAGCCAGGCCGCCCGCGUCUUCAGCUGCGUACCAGCUGUUUUCUGGCAUUACCGAUUGCGCCGUGCUGCCUCUGUAUGCCUAUGGCAUGCUCGCGGUCAAUAACCACAGCGCCGAAUGGGACACCCUGCUCGCCGACAAGACCUACCUGCGCUACUUCAUCUUGUCCGAGUACUGGACUCUUCUGGGUGCAGGAGCCCUGCACGUCGUGUCCUUGCUCAUUUCGGUGUACUUGGGUCUGAUGUUCAAGAGGAUCGCAAACAUGCCGCCCGAUAUGAACCCGCUUGAGAGCAAUCUGACGUCGCGCAUGCACAAACGCAACAAGUCCUCCGUCACCACCGUUUCUACCGCUUCGGACAGUGUACACCGCUUGUCGACUCCCCUCGAGGGUCACAGGCGCUCGGGCGCUCCGUACGAGACGCUCUCGCGGCCUCCGAGCAUGCCUUUCAUGCAUACACGACAGAACUCUGGAGACUCCUUUGUGUCUUCGAAGCGCGAUUCCCGGUCUGAUCUUCCAAGCCGGCAGUACCAGAUCCCCGCCGCCAACAUGUCUCGUGCCAGUGUCGCCACUUUCACUACGGCAAAGACAACACCUCCUUCCCGAGGCUCUGCUCACCGCGGCACCUACGCUGAAAUCUCGCUGGACGAGACUGGAACCCCCCGCGGCCGUCCGAAGAGCAUGGUCACCGCCAAGCCAUUACCGGAGCAGCCUAUCAACGCCUCACCCACGCGAGUUGCCAAAUUCACGGAGUCCUGGUACGCUACUGAUUCAAUGGUGAACCGUACGCAACAACGCCAGCGCGCGAUGAACGCUGCUGAGCGUGAGCAAGAACGGCAGCAGAACCAUCGCAACCAGGCCUACGAGUCGCUGACCCAGCGAUACGACAAUGUGUUGGGCGACUCCGAUGACGAGAACCUCUCUGACCGUGACCACGACAUGAUGCGGCCGGACCCGAUGGACGAUGUGUCAGAUUACGAGGACGACAACGAGCACUACAGGGGGGCAGGUGGCAGUCCGAUCAACGCGUCGGCGCGCAUGUCUUUGCAUGACCCGGUGCAUCCACUGCGCUCGCACCCAUCGGGCGUGUCUCCCAAGAUUAUCAAUCCUACUACCACGGCGUUUGUCCCCACCACCACCACAACUAUCACCAGCACGCCAACAAAGACACCGCCGCGGCAGAAGACGCCCUUCCGCGCCCUUCGCGACUCAUUCGGCAGUGCCCUUUCUGAGGUCAGCCUCAACUCACGACGGGUCAGCGGCGGACCGACAGCCGGCAGUGGCGGUGACAUUGCGGACGCGAAGAGCUACUCGGCACUUAGCAUAGGCAAGCGAUACUCACAAAAGUUCACCGGCAACGGCAAGGACAAGAGCAUUACUGGCAACCGAAACUCGUCCAUUCAGGCCGACCACGACUUCUUCUCCGCGGCCAAGCCGUACGGUGAGCUCCAGCCGGGAACGCCGCCGGUCAUGCUCAGUGUGGAUAAGAACGGCAGCAACAGUGCCAGCCGACAGGUGUCGAGUGGCAACGACUACGACCUGGGCGGCAGCGGCGCAAGGGCUAGCAGGAGACAUGUCAGCGGCAAGGCUGCAGAGGAGGGCAUGGCCGGGACGGGUGGGAAGGUGCCAUAUUCGCGGUAUAGUGUAUUUAGGGGCUAG